UCUUCGAUUCUUCGAGUCGUUUACAAUUCAGGUGUUUGUUUUGAUCUUGUCGUGCCGUAAUUAAAGAUAUACCGUUUGAUAACGAUAAAUUCAUUUAACGAUCGAGACUAUCUUACAUAUAAUUCUCACGAUACUCACUAUCUAGACAACAUUCCGACCGAUUGCUCGAUUCCGUUGUCUCGUUCUUUGCCUCGAUCAUUCGUCUACCUCGCGAUCAAUCUGUCGGAGCAAUGAAGAAAGUGUAUUUAGCUGCUGCUGCUAAUUGUUUGGCGAUGAUGUCGUAUGGCGAAUUCUUCGGUUGGUCGUCGCCGUCGUUGCCUCUGCUUCAAGGGAAAGACAGCCCGGUGCCCCUGACGCCGGAAGAGGCUACGUGGGUCACGUCGUGCCAAAUGUUGGGUGCAAUGCUCGGUUGUUUACUAUGCUCUUGCGUUAUCAACAAAAUCGGCAGGAAGUGGACCGUGCUUCUUACAGCUGUGCCAGAAAUAGUAGCGUGGCUUAUGAUCGGCUUCGCCUCAUCCGUUUGGGAGUUGUACAUCGCGAGGCUCGCCUGUGGCCUGAGCACCGGUUCCGGCUACGUGUGCACUACGAUGUACGUUGGCGAGAUCUCGCCAGCUCGUAUACGGGGGAUCUUGACGUCCGCGUUGACAGCGGCAGCGAAGCUCGGCGUACUCAUUGGGUGGACGAUAGGUCCGUUCCUGUCCGUGAGAAAUCUCGCUCUCGUGUCGCUGACGCUGCCGAUUGUCUCCGUGUCGAGUAUAGUCUGGCUACCAGAGUCGCCUUAUCAUUUGAUGCGUCGCGGUAAACGUCAACAGGCGAUCGAAACUCUUGCCCGAUUGAGAGGAACCGCGAACGUGGCCGAAGAAGCGUCGAUCAUAGAGAAGUCUGUGAAAAUAGAUCUGGCGAACGAUACUGGACUAAGAGAGCUGCUGACCGUUUCCGGCAAUCGCAAGGCUCUGAUAGUGGUCGCCUGCCUUGCUCUGAUCCAACAGUGGAGCGGCAGCAUGGCCAUCCUCUCGUACGCGGAGCUGAUCUUCAACGCGACGAACAACAGCUUCGAGGGUAAAUACGUAACGAUGAUACUGGGCGUCGUGCAGUUUACGUGCGCUUUUCUCAGCGCUGCGAUGGUCGACAGUUUCGGCAGACGGACCUUGCUGACCACCUCCAUGUGCGGUACAUUCGUGUCGACCACGCUGGUCGGCGUGUUCUUUUACUACCAGCACUCAGGGGCGAACGUUGACAGGAUCGUUUGGCUGCCAGCGAUAGCGACGAUUCUUUACAUAGUGACGUACGCCGUCGGACUGGCCGCGCUUCCGUUCACCAUGAUGAGCGAAGUGUUCCCGACGAACGUGAAAGCCCUCGGCAGCAUGCUGAUGAUAAUGUGCACGAACGUAUUCGCGUUCACCGUGACGCUCGGCUACCCGAGCAUCGCCGCGCAAUUCGGCAAGCAUGUCGCGUUCUGGGUGUUCUCCGCGGUCAGUUUCGUGGGCAUCGGUUUCGUCAAGUGUUACGUGCCCGAGACGCGGCACAAGACGUUGCAGGAAGUGCAGAACCAGUUGCACGGAGAACAAAUAUUUUGAGGCUCCCUCUCUUUCGAGGAUUUCUGUUCGGUGUACGGUCGAACGGAACCGAUAGGCGAUACGUGAAAUGUUCAAGGUGUUGCAUAUAUUGGGGCAUUUCGAUCGGUUUGUUGCCUUUCAAAAGCUUUUAUAAAGCUGAAGCUCGCUGACGAAUACACUCGUGUCUCGUCGAAUAGAAACGGAAAUAGAAAUAGAUAACCGAGAUAAUAACACUGACGCGAUAUGCUGGAUUGCGCGAACCACUGGCUGAUCCGUGCAGCUCGUUACUACUGACGCUGAUCCCGUGUAAGCCGUCACUACUGCCACUGAUUAUAUUCUACACGCGUAUACGUAUUACGUGGAACGCGAUCACGGUCCAACAGGGAUGUACGGUUACGAAACCAUCGUUCUUAUACGGCUGCAGUCUAUAAACAGUGCACAAAACGCCAACGACAGUGGAUCAAUUCACUUUGAAUCGAAUCGAACGUUGUAGAAACGACAAAGGGAGAAUGAUGGAAAAAGAAGAGAUUUUUGAAAUGUUCGCUCGGUUUUCGGGAAAUGGGUUACGGGAUUUCCAUAUUUCUUUGUCUCGUUUCACGUCGAGUACGCGUCGAGAAUCGAAAGCACGCCAUAGUCCUUAAUGUCUGCGCCCUGGAAUGAAUGGGCAACUCAUGCGUUUGACAAAUGCUUCCGUGGACCGUUGUUUACCAGGAUUACGGUGACGUUCCUGAGGUCUGGAACACCGUUGUCUCGUAUAAAGUAGAAACGACAGUAUUAUGGGAAUUUAUUCGUCAAUUUCUCCUUUCGGAAAUCAUUUGCGUAUCUUUUUAAGGCAU
This is a messenger RNA of Nomia melanderi (Alkali bee), 2392 nucleotides long. RefSeq names its product facilitated trehalose transporter Tret1. Gene Ontology annotation, biological process: transmembrane transport. The record is from RefSeq and is a predicted model, not a curated record. NCBI's taxonomy places the organism in Eukaryota, Metazoa, Arthropoda, Insecta, Hymenoptera, Halictidae. Gene Ontology annotation, cellular component: membrane. Gene Ontology annotation, molecular function: transmembrane transporter activity.